CUCCUCCCGUGCACAGCAGGAAUGUGAAAUGCACCUGAACUCGUUCCUGCAGGAGGAAGAGUGAGUAAAGUAUGUCGCCAACCAACCAACCCACCUGUUCCGGGACAUGAGUUCCCAUGGUAGGACUGAGGAAGACCAUUAUACCAUUCAUACCUCUAACUCCACUUCCCCUGUGGCGUUGGUUGAUCAUAAAAAACUGAAGCAGCCGGUAGAAGUUGGACAACAAUGGAGUGCUGCAUGUCUGCCGAGGACGCAGAGAGACACAGGAUACACAGAUCAAUAGAGCAACAGCUCCGUCGUGAUGAGAAAAAGUCUUGCCGGGAGUUUAAGCUGCUGCUGUUAGGGACUGGUGAAAGUGGGAAGAGCACUUUCAUCAAACAGAUGAGGAUCAUCCAUGGCAGUGGAUACAGUGAAGCCGACAGGAGGGGUUUCACUCGGCUGGUGUUUCAGAACAUUGUCACAGCCAUCCAGGCUCUGAUCCACGCCAUGAGGACGUUACAGAUUGACUACAUCGACGUGCACAACACUAGCCGCGCGGACAAGCUGAGCACAGUGGACGCAACCAUGGUGUCCGCUCUGCAGCCUUGGCAGGUGGAUGCCAUAAGGAAAGUGUGGAAUGACCACAGUGUUCAAAGGUGCUACGACCGCAGGAGGGAAUUCCAGUUAUCUGACUCUGCCAAAUAUUACCUGAGCGACUUGGACAGAAUCACAGGCCUGUUUUACAUCCCGACCCUGCAGGACAUCUUGAGGGUCAGGGUCCCCACCACAGGCAUCAUAGAGUACCCCUUUGUCCUUUCCAAAGCUAUCUUCAGGAUGGUGGAUGUGGGUGGUCAGCGUUCAGAGAGGAAGAAAUGGAUCCACUGUUUUGAAAAUGUCACAUCCAUCAUUUUCCUGGCGGCCCUCAGCGAGUAUGACCAAGUGCUUUAUGAAAAUCCAAAUGACAAUCGACUGAAAGAAAGCCUCGCCUUGUUCAAGACCAUUCUUUCAUACCAGUGGUUCCAAGAGACCUCCACCAUCCUCUUCCUGAACAAAACAGACCUGCUCGAAGAGAAAAUCUCACAGUCCCAUUUGGCAACUUACUUCCCAGCCUACAAAGGGCGUCGGAAUGAUGCUGAAUCUGCCAAAAAGUUCAUCCUGCAAAUGUACGAGGAGAAUCACCGAGGACAUGAGAAACACCUUUACACGCACUACACCUGUGCCACGGACACCCAAAACAUCCGCAUCGUCUUCAAAGACGUCAAAGACACACUCUUCAGAGAUAUCCUGAAAGGGUUCAACCUCGAGUAAAAGAGGCCAGGGGACAAAGCGAUUCCUUUCACCUUUAGGAACAAGAAAGUCACAUGGUGUAACAGGUUCACGGACAUUUUCUCUUUUAUGUGCUGUUGGCCCUCAGACAGCACUGUCAGGUAACAUGUUUAUGUCAGUACUGUAAAACACUGACAGUUUGUGUCUGUGCCCUGUUUUUCAACACAGUUCAUCACACAGUUUAAUAUUGGGUAUUUAUAUUUGCUACAGGAGGGAAAUGGACACCUGCAGUGUUGGUUAAUGUUUCUACAGAAGUGUUACUAUUCUAACAUUAUUCUCUGAGAAUCAGCCAACGGUAGCAAACCGGUUUGACAGAGUCUGAUUUAUCAAGAAUUGAAGCCACUCUGCAUUGCUACAUUGGGAGGAGCAAAAAAAAGGAUUGUCUACUGGGAAGUUCAGUGUCUUAAGUUUUAUUUAUACUUUAUAAUAUAGUGUGCAACAACAACCACAAGCAUGUAGGCUGUGAAACAAUCACUUAAUACAUAUUAAACCAAAUGCAUGUUUUUAAACAAA
Molecule: messenger RNA, 1818 nt
Organism: Hippoglossus stenolepis (Pacific halibut)
Lineage: Eukaryota; Metazoa; Chordata; Actinopteri; Pleuronectiformes; Pleuronectidae
Product: guanine nucleotide-binding protein subunit alpha-11
Exons: 7
Coding region: 226-1287 (353 amino acids)
Biological process (GO): phospholipase C-activating dopamine receptor signaling pathway; adenylate cyclase-modulating G protein-coupled receptor signaling pathway; action potential
Cellular component (GO): heterotrimeric G-protein complex
Molecular function (GO): G protein-coupled receptor binding; GTPase activator activity; G-protein beta/gamma-subunit complex binding
Source: RefSeq, a predicted model, not a curated record